AUGCAGCACUGGUGCGAGCAGCCGCACCACAUCUGGCUGCCAACGCGCGGUGGCCGCUACGGGCACAAGGAGGGUGGCUGGCACCGGCGGCAGGACUUGCCACCGCAGGUGCCGCAGCAGCCAGGUGAUGAGCUCUGGCGAGCAGGGCUGCAUGCGUGCGAUGGGGCCAGCCCGCAGCACCGCCAGCGUCCGAGCAAGAGUGYGCGUCACCCAGCUGAGGCGGAGGGGGUGCUGCGAGCACGGCGCCUGCUGAGCCAGGCACCAGCCAUGGUCCGYGCGCGGCUCCUGCUCCUGCUGCUGUGCAGCCCUGUCGUGGGCGCUGGGCAUCCGCCGCCCCCCGCCACGCCCCGUCUCAAACUGGCCUUCCCAGAGCUGCGGGCCCGCCACGGGCUGCRCCUCUACCAGCUGGAGCGCUCGUGCUGCUACAACGUGCUGCUGCUGGACGAGGAGCGCGGCCGUCUCUUCGUGGGGGCCAAGAACCACCUGGUGUCACUGAGCCUCGACAACAUCAGCCAACAGGACAGGAAGAUCUACUGGCCGGCACCUGUGGAGUGGAGRGAAGAGUGUAACUGGGCUGGCAAGGACAUCAACACCGAGUGCAUGAACUUUGUGAAGAUCCUGCACUACUACAACCGGACCCACCUGUACGCCUGCGGCACUGGUGCCUUCCACCCUACCUGCGCCUUUGUGGAGGUCGGCCAGCACACAGAGGACUCUAUCUUCAAACUGGACCUGCAGCACUCUGAGGAUGGCAAAGGGAAGAGCCCCUAUGACCCCYGGCAUGCAGCCGCGUCCGUCCUUGUGGGUGAGGAGCUCUAUUCUGGGGUGGCCACCGAUCUGAUGGGUCGUGACUUUACCAUCUUCCGCAGCCUGGGCUCGCGCCCGUCUAUCCGCACCGAGCAGCACGACUCCCGCUGGCUCAACGAGCCCAAGUUCGUGGAUGUUUUUUGGGUGCCUGAAAGCGAGAACCCUGAUGAUGACAAGAUCUACUUCUUCUUCCGCGAGACGGCAGUGGAAAGGCAGCAGGGGCUGGGCAAGACCAGCUUUGCCCGCAUUGGCCAGAUCUGCAGGAAUGACAUGGGUGGGCAGCGGAGCCUGGUGAACAAGUGGACGACAUUCCUGAAGGCACGGCUGGUGUGUUCGGUGCCGGACACCGAUGGUGCAGACACCCACUUUGAUGAGCUCCGUGACGUCUUCCUGUUGCAAACAAGGGACAAGCGCAAUCCUCUGGUCUAUGCCAUCUUCUCUACCUCCAGUUCCGUUUUCCAGGGCUCGGCCGUCUGUGUCUAUACCAUGGCUGACAUCCGUCGGGCUUUCCUGGGGCCCUUCGCACACAAGGAGGGCCCCAACUACCAGUGGGUGUCGUACCAGGCUCGUGUGCCGUACCCCCGCCCCGGUAUGUGCCCUAGCAAAACCUUUGGCACCUUCAGCUCCACCAAGGACUUCCCGGAUGAGGUGAUCCAGUUUGCCCGGCACCACCCGCUCAUGUACAACCCGGUGUUACCCCACGGCCACCGCCCCCUCUUCCUCCAGGCCAACACACCUUACACUUUCACCCGCAUUGCUGUGGACCGCGUCACAGCUGCUGACGGCCACUACGAUGUCCUCUUCAUUGGCACAGAUGUGGGAACAGUGCUGAAGGUGGUCUCGGUGCCCAAAGGGASUUGGCAGAGCAUGGAGGAACUGGUGCUGGAGGAGCUUCAGGUCUUCCAGGACUCGUCCCCCAUCACCAGCCUGCAGAUCUCCUCCAAGCGGCAACAGCUCUAUGCCAGCUCGGCCACGGCUGUGGCCCAGCUGCCGCUGCACCGCUGCAGCAUCUAUGGCAAGGCCUGUGCUGAGUGCUGCCUGGCCCGGGACCCCUACUGCGCCUGGGACGGCAACUCCUGCACCCGCUACGUGCCCAACACCAAAAGGCGUUUCCGCCGGCAGGACAUCCGCAACGGGGACCCCAACAUGCUCUGCUCUGAAGACCCCCAGCCGGGCAGCGUGCCCCAGAAGAAGCUCUACGGGGUGGAGGGCAGCAGCGCCUUCCUGGAGUGCGUGCCUAAGUCCCUGCGAGCCCGCGUGCUCUGGACGUACCAGCGCACCAGUGAUGCCCCCAAGCGUGAGGUGCAGCUGGACGAGCGGGUGGUGCGGACGGAGCGGGGCAUCCUGCUGCGCAGUGUGCAGCCCGCCGACGCUGGCCUCUACCUCUGCCACGCUGUUGAGCACAGUUUCACGCAGCCCCUGCUGCGACUCGUGCUGGAGGUGAUCGGUGCUCAGCAGGCCCCGGGGCUGCCGCUCACCGCCGAACCGGCAGGCCCCCCCGGCCGCAAGGUCUGGUACCGGGACUUCCUGCAGCUCGUGGACCACCCGCCCUUGGGGGCCAUGGACAAGGUGUGCGAGCGGCUCUGGAGCCGCGGGAGCCUUGCAGCCCGCAGGAGGCCGCYGCUGCCACCGCCGCUCAGCACCAAGGCCCGGCUGCCCAAAUGGCGGCAGCAGGCCGAGGAACCGCGCAAGGGCCGCAGCCGGCGCACGCACGAGGCGCCGCGCGCUGAGCGAGGGCCCCGCCACGCRGCCCCCUGGUGA
This is a messenger RNA of Nothoprocta perdicaria, 2568 nucleotides long. RefSeq names its product semaphorin 3B (gene SEMA3B). Bases 1 to 2568 code for a protein of 855 amino acids. NCBI's taxonomy places the organism in Eukaryota, Metazoa, Chordata, Aves, Tinamiformes, Tinamidae. Gene Ontology annotation, molecular function: chemorepellent activity; semaphorin receptor binding. The transcript has 19 exons. Gene Ontology annotation, biological process: positive regulation of cell migration; axon guidance; semaphorin-plexin signaling pathway. The record is from RefSeq and is a predicted model, not a curated record.